Molecule: messenger RNA, 957 nt
Organism: Echinococcus granulosus
Lineage: Eukaryota; Metazoa; Platyhelminthes; Cestoda; Cyclophyllidea; Taeniidae
Product: Protein unc-50
Exons: 5
Coding region: 1-957 (318 amino acids)
Cellular component (GO): Golgi membrane
Source: RefSeq, a predicted model, not a curated record
AUGGAAUCGUAUUCCAGCGAUUUUACCAUGAAAAAUCUUGUGGUCGUUAAUAAUGCUUAUCCGAAUCCACCAUUAACACGUAAACAGUGUCACAGGUUGUGUGGGCAAACGUGUUCGAGAUUAUCUCUGAGUGCAAAUGAAAAAGCCAAGAAGUACUUCUCCAGAUUUUACAAAUUUAGGCAAAUGGAUUUUGAGUAUGCUUCAUGGCAAAUGGUUAACGUUUUCGUUUCUCCUCAGAAGUUAUAUAGAAAUUUCAGCUAUCAUCACUCUACUCGCAAUCAAUGGGCUCGUGAUGAUCCUGCAUUCAUGAUUCUUUUCAUUCCUUGGAUGUUUGUAUCUACUACAAUAUACUCAGUUAUUCUUGGUCAUUCGUUCUGGGGCUGGCUAAGGCUUCUCCUCUGGUCUUUAACUGUCGAAUGCAUACUCUCUGGUCUCUUGGUGGCGACAUGCAUGUGGAUUAUCACAAACCACUGGAUGCUCGGCAUGGAACAUGUCAACAAUAGUGGGUACCUCCUCAGGCGUCAAUUUUCGAGCACUUCGGACGAUGAAUCGGUCACUUCUGACGGCUCUCACUUACAUACUUCCGAUGUUGAGUGGGCCUACGCCUUUGAUAUUCAUCUAAAUGCCCUGUUUCCUUGCAUAAUCAUCCUGCGCAUCACCCAACCCAUGUUCUUCUAUUUGGUCGCCAGUCUUUGUCUCUUUGAAACACUUUUACACUACUUUAUAGUCAUUCGAAGGCCAACACUUGUGGGUAGUCUCAUCGGGAACUCGUUCUGGCUGGCUGGAAUUCUCUACUAUAUAUACAUUACCUUUCUGGGCUACAAGGCGCUGCCCUUCUUGAGGCACACACGAGGCAUCCUCCUGACCGGGACCCUCUUCAUCAUCCUUUACAUUGUUUCUGUGAUGCUGCGUUGGAAUUUCACAAUGGCUAUGUGCAGUUUCUAUUCUCUGUUUUGA